GGCCGUGAGAGCGGUGCCGUGGAGAGGAGCAGCACGAAGCUGCGGUUGGUACUGGCGUAGUGGGGCACUGGCCGGACUGUUUGGACUGCUUGACGUGAACUCGCCCUCUCGGGCGUGAGGAGACCGUACGGAAGUGAACCGAGGACAUCCAGCGGAGCCGGCGGUGGAGCACGUGACCUUCAGCGCACACGGCCGCCGGCAGUCGUCACGCUGCGAUGUCGGCGACGGUGCCGCGCAGCCGUCGGGCCGCGGCACAGGGCUGGUGGCGCCCCGGCUCGCUCGUGAUGCGGCGUCGGGACGGCGUCGGGGGCAGCGCCGCCGCCAUCGGAUCAGUCACCGGCGCCAUCGGGGCAUCGGAGCCGGGUCAGGCCGGGCUGAUGUCGUAUCACUCCGUCGACGGCAGCACUCAGCCGCGGCGGGCCCGGGAGCUGUCCAGUAUCGACCCCGCCUACACGUCGCAGAGCGGACUCACAGCGUUUUCGGAUCUAGCGACAUCUCGUGGCAGUGUUCGGAUUCAGCAUUUCACGGGACAGGGGUGUGGUGGCGCCGGCAGCGGCGAUCCGCGCAUCUACCCUCUCGUGCAAUGCGCCCACUUCCACUAUGAGCACGUGGAGCUGUCCGAGGUUGAGGUCCAGCUGCAUGACGGCGAGCCGGGCGUCUCGUGCCGCGGCCAGGACCAGACCGCCGAAUGGGCCGACUGUCUGGCUCUCCGCGUGGCUUCGCUCGGCCGCCACUGGGUCGUCAUGCGCAGCCUGGACCACCUGCGCCUGCUGGACUCGCAGCUGCACACGUGCGUCUUCGACAGGAGGUACUCGCGCCUGCCGCUGCUGACGGCGGAGGAAGAAGUCACCGCGGAGGACGGCGCCUCUGAGGCCGUGCAACGGGCGGUUUAUCAUAGCGAGGACGUGUUACCCACACUCAACCCGGACAUCACCGUCCAUGACUUGUACUUCACCAGCGGACAGAAGCCGCCGGAGUCCUCUGGCCUGUGA
Molecule: messenger RNA, 992 nt
Organism: Pollicipes pollicipes
Lineage: Eukaryota; Metazoa; Arthropoda; Thecostraca; Pollicipedomorpha; Pollicipedidae
Product: rho GTPase-activating protein 33
Exons: 6
Coding region: 216-992 (258 amino acids)
Biological process (GO): small GTPase-mediated signal transduction
Molecular function (GO): GTPase activator activity
Source: RefSeq, a predicted model, not a curated record